AUGGACAAGCUUCUUCUUCUUCUAGACAAGGCCACGGGGGAAAACACCAACCCCUACGCAGGAGUGCCCACGGCUGCUGAGCUGAGGCGCAGAGCUCGAGCUCCAGGGCCAGAGGCCGAACGUGGCGGCUCCAGCAACGGCAGCGGCAGCGCGCUGCUGCGGGCUGUGCUGCGCCGCGACCUUGAUGCCGUGCAGCUGCACCUGCGAGGGCCCCACCCUGCAUUGGACGCCCACGGCCUGACGGCGCUGCACGCCGCGGCGCUCGCCGACUUUGGGCCUGCCGUGCCGCUGCUGGUGGACGCAGGGUGCUCCCUGGAAGCCGCUGCCGCGGUGGGCGCAGGGCCGCCCUGCACCGUGAUGGCGGAGCUGCAGCUGAGCCAGCAGCAGUGGGACGCCAUCACUCAGCCCGCUGAUGCCUUCCUGGGCGGCCGCCCCUUCACGCCCCUGUGGGUGGCUGUCGCCUGCGGCUCGGCUGACGCUGCGGAGCAGCUGAUGAAGGCAGGCGCAUACGAGACCGGCAUGUUCACAGGGCUGGUCACGGUGGCAAAACGGGCCAACAGACCGCAGGCCGAGAGGCACAACAGCGGGGCAGGCAGUGGCAGCAACGUGGAGGCAGUGCAAACGCUGCACCUGUUGCGGCUGCACACCAGCGGCCAGCUGGGCGGCGCAGCCUAUGCCUCGGCAGUCGGGCAAGUGCUUGUAAGCAGCCAGCCCGUGGACGAUGCGGCGCUUGUGCCUUGGCUGGGCGUCCCUGCUGCCGCAGCGCUGCCCCGGGAGGUACUAGCAAUCUGCACAACCGAUAUGUGCAGCAAGGGCAGAGAGCGAUGCCUGGCGGCCCUGCUGGCCCGGGAGGAAGUUCAGCAGGCGGUGCAGCAGCCAGGCCCGGGGUAUGGGCAGAGUGUCGGCACGCGGGCCAUCCUUGCCGCAGCGUCCGCGGGCCAUGGCGCCUGCAUCGAUGCCCUGCUGGCGGCUGGAGCGCAAAUCACGAUGGCCACCAUCCAGCAGUGCAUCACCAACUGCGUCUGCAGUCCCUCCAACUACAGCCACAGCGCGUGCAGCCUGGAGCUGCUGCUGCGCCGCACCAGGCCGCCGGUGCCUUUUGAGGGUGCCAGCCUCACCUCCUGCCCCAUCUACUACCUGCUGGACUCCAAGCACACGUUGGACGACAUGGUGCUGUAUGAAACGAUGUUUGAGGGCUUGCGCGAGGCCGCCCAAGACAUGCACCUGUGCCAGCUGCGCGCGAUGGAGUGCCUGCUGGCUGCCGGCUACCGGCCAGUGACCUACCGCAGCAUGGUGGUGCCUGGCAGGGGGCCUGUCGCUGACGGCACCAAGCUCAAUUACUACCCUCCCGCCGACCCUGGUGUGGCCAGUCGGUGGGAGCUGACCACUGGCAACAGGUGGCUGUGGCAGGCCGCAGUGCACGAGCCCUGGACCCCCACCACCAACCUCCACUUCCCUCCUGCAUUCAAGGCUGCGGCAUGUGCCCUGCUGCUUGCCGCGUACCACAGCCGCCAGCAGCCGGCGGGCAUGAGCGGCCGGGUGUCGCUGCUGCAGGCGCUACCGCAAGAGCUGCUACUCAAUGUCACUGCUCAGGCGGCCUACCCGCUGUCGGUCUGGAAGCCGGUGAUGAAAGGGGGCAACCUGCUGGAGAUAGUUGACCUACAGGAGUAUGAUGCGGCGAUGGAGGCGCUCGAUUAUUGA
Chlorella variabilis is the source of this 1701-nucleotide messenger RNA. RefSeq lists its product as hypothetical. Bases 1 to 1701 code for a protein of 566 amino acids. The transcript has 5 exons. NCBI's taxonomy places the organism in Eukaryota, Viridiplantae, Chlorophyta, Trebouxiophyceae, Chlorellales, Chlorellaceae. Gene Ontology annotation, molecular function: protein binding. The record is from RefSeq and is a predicted model, not a curated record.